Molecule: messenger RNA, 2426 nt
Organism: Alosa sapidissima (American shad)
Lineage: Eukaryota; Metazoa; Chordata; Actinopteri; Clupeiformes; Clupeidae
Gene: oscp1b
Product: organic solute carrier partner 1b
Exons: 11
Coding region: 231-1409 (392 amino acids)
Biological process (GO): transport
Cellular component (GO): plasma membrane; cytoplasm
Source: RefSeq, a predicted model, not a curated record
CUAUAUAUACAGUCGUCUAUGGUCAAACCGUGUAAACAUUUGAGCAGAUCUUUUAGUAAGGCCCUCGAUGAUUGGUUCUUGCUCGUCGUGACCUGGCAACCAAGUGAAAGCUUUCAGACGCUUUAUCCCAAACAGCAAAAAGAAUCCAGGCUCUGUCUGUUGUGUUGCCACAAUCAAGUUAUUAGAGUAAAUUAUAAAACUGAAGGGUUGCUUCAGCGUGAACAUCCAACAUGUCUUCGAGAACACUACCUCUUCUCUUCAUUAAUCUCGGUGGAGAAAUGCUUUACAUCCUGGAUCAACGCCUACGAGCUCAGAAUAUCCCAGCCGACAAAGCCAAGAAAGUAGCUGAUGCAUGGCUAGAGGAGGACAGAAGACAAGUAAUGAAUGACAUCAUCACUACCAUGUUCAAUAAGAAGUUCCUGGAGGAGCUGUUCAAGCCACAGGAGCUAUACUCCAAGAAGGCCUUGAGAACUGUUUUUGACCGACUGGCCCAUGCCUCAAUCAUGAGGCUCAACCAAGCCAGCAUGGACAAGCUCUAUGACUUGAUGACCAUGGCUUUCAAGUAUCAGGUCCUGCUCUGUCCACGACCAAAGGACAUCUUGCUGGUCUCCUUCAACCAUAUGGACGCCAUCAAAGACUUUGUGAGAGACACACCCAGCAUCCUCAGCCAGGUGGACGAGACGUUUCGCCAGCUCAUAGAGAUAUAUACCCCACUGUCAGCUGGGGAGUUGCAACUGAUCAGGCAGACCCUCCUCAUAUUCUUCCAAGACAUGCACAUACGAGUGUCCAUAUUCCUGAAAGACAAAGUACAGAAUUCCAAUGGGCGUUUUGUGCUCCCGACGUCUGGUCCAGUGCCAUGUGGAACACAGGUUCCUGGACAGAUGAGGCAGUUCAGUUGCUCUGGCGAGGAGCUUAAGAGACUUCAGUUCUCCAAUGGUGGGAACUAUACCAGUGCUCUCCGUGAGGGCUCGUUUGAAAUGUUUGGCGAGAGGGUAAUCAAGUUGGGCACAAACAUGUAUAGCGUGAGUCGUCCUGUGGAGACCCACAUGUCAGGGACAUCAAAGAACUCUGCACAGCACACCAAGGUGAAUACUGCACCCAACCCUCUUGCAAAAGAAGAACUAAAUCUGCUUGCAAAGCUGAUGGGGGGCUUGGAGAUGCAGACGCCUACCAGCACAGACUCAGGGUUCCGUGUGAACCUAUUUGCCACAGAUGAAGAAGAGGAAGAAGCUUUAAUAUCAAGACCGGAUGAGCUGUCAUAUGAAGUUAUAAAUAUCCAAGCAACCAAGGACAAACAGGCCAAUGCCGAGCUGGCCAAAAUCAUGGGGGAGUUUGGUGAAUCUGGAGAUCCCGCCCCUACCUCCAGCAGCAAAGGAGAUGACCUGCUGGCCAUGAUGGACGGCCUGUGAUGCAGGGUGGGUCUGUAGCGGUCCUCAAGGCUAAGGCUAAGCAGGUUAGGCACAGUCAUGGUGUCAUGCUGUGGACAAGGCAUUGAGUAGACUGAGUACCUUUGCCUCACAGCUAGUGUGGACCCGUAUGUGCCCCACACAAGGCACAACCUCCAUUGUGUGUGUUUAUAGAGUGGAGGUGUGAUGGGAGGACGACUCAGGUUUUGGCUCAUCAAGGUAUUUUGGGUCAUCAAAAAUCUGCUGCAAUAGUUUACCUUUCGGGCAGAGGGCAAAUUGUUUGCUUCAGUGUAUUGUGUGUGUGUGUGUGUGUGUGUGUAUGGCCGCGACUAGAAUCACCUUACAGCAUUUCUUGGUGUUGCUCCUUCAUGGGCCCCAAAGCUUUCCCGAACAGUUGGUGCCACACUGUGUUUCAUCAGCACCAGGAAGUGCUUUACAACAGCUUAAGGUUGCAUUGCUUUUCCAUACCACCAGGGGGCAUACUUCAUCUACAGUCAUUUUGCAAUGGUAAAUCAUGUGUAAUUGAAAUGCUGGUGUUCUAUAACCAAUGUGUUAACCAAAUACUAGUCCCCAGGCUUAGUUUCUGUCAUUGCUGUAAGGUUAUCAUGUUCAGUUUGGUUAAACACUUUCAGAAUCCUCAUUUCAAUUACUCAUGGUUUCAGUUGUUAACAUAAGAGUUGCACAUGCUGUGCAUGUUAGUUGUUUGAGAGGUUUUCAGCUCGUUGAUCCAGCACCUGCCGUAAAAGCCCAGGCAAUUGUUAAUGUGUCAAGAGAGUGAAGACAGAAAACCUAAGUGCACUUGUCAUUGUGUUUCAAAGUUGUAUAUCCAAAAAUAUAUGUAUGAACUGAAUGUUAUUGUCAGUUGGUCACAAAACUUUAAAUGGUCAAAUUUUAAGAAAUGUUGCCUAGUCCAUGGUUUAAAACAUUUUACUGACUCACCACUGUAAUGAAUUUGAUAAUAAUGUAGACGCCAAUAAGGCCCCAAUUACAUACAAUUUUGUGAAUACAUUUUUGAACUUA